Molecule: messenger RNA, 1326 nt
Organism: Ooceraea biroi (clonal raider ant)
Lineage: Eukaryota; Metazoa; Arthropoda; Insecta; Hymenoptera; Formicidae
Product: tol-Pal system protein TolA
Source: RefSeq, a predicted model, not a curated record
GCAACAAAGAUAAUUCACUUGCUUGACCGGAACGGCAUAAGAAUAACACGAGCAUCAAGCAAUCUUUACACGUAGCGGAAUGCACAAGCGGAAUCCGCUUGCUUGCGCAGGGAAAGCACAAUUCGAUGCAAUUGUGAUUAAUAUAAAUAUAAUGAUAAUGAUUAAUCCGAUUGAACCAUGUUGAAAAACGCUCUUUUCUGUUUGUACAGGUAUCCUUCAGUCGAGACAAGUCGAAUAAGAUCCAACACGCAGCAACAUGAAGAGGAUCCUGUUGAUAUUGGUGGCUUGGGUAGCUGUCGCGCAUUGCGGCAAAGCUAAAAAACAGAUUCACGAUCAACCGUUGAUCGAUGGUUACGAGUUCGAGUACGCCGGCGCACCCGAAUUGGGCUUGAUCGAGUCAAAUUCCCAUUAUGUCGAAGCUGCGCCUGUCGUGGCGGUCGCCGCCAGCGCUCAUCGUCCAAGCCACCUUCUUGCUCGGCCUGGUUACAGCGUGGGUGGUCCUUUGGCCAGUAUCGCUAAAGGAGCCGCUGAUCAAGCACACACACAGUUGAACCAACAACCGUCGGCCGCUGGACAGGCAGCGUACGUAGCCAAGAACACUCUGGCUCAAGCGGCGGCACAAUCCGCGGCGACUGCCGCUGCAGCUUUGGCCGGCAAGCAGAUCAUCGUGAUGGGUCUGGAACAGCAAGCGAGGGACGCGCACGUCGCGGUGGACAGCGAGAAGCAACAACUGCAACAGGCUCAACGUGCGGCCGCGGCUGCGAAAAAUGCGGCGCAGCAGGCUAUGCACCAAGUACAGGUGAUCACGACGGCGUUGAACGCGGCGCAGGCUACCGCCGAACACGCCACACAAGCGGCGGCCGAGGCCGCGGCCGAGUUAGCCGCGCAAACGACCAUGGUGGGCCAAGCUAAGGCUCGCGCCGAAGCGAUCGCCGAACAGCUCGCAGCGGCACGCCUGGACUUUGAGACGACGCAGGCGGCAGCGCAUAAAGCCGCCCAUGCCGCCCAAGCGGCACAGAGCAACGCUGCGGCCGCGGCCACGCAUGCGGCGCACACCGCAGCCGCGACUGCGGUAGCGAAUCACCCUGUUUCUUUGCAUGCUGUCGAGUCAUUCGGCUUGCCGAAUGCCCUGCCCAUCGACGCCUACGACAAGCUUUAUCUUUAACAGUCCUUCUUCACACUCUCUCAUAUACUUCUCUUCUAUUCGCGUUCGAACGAUCUUUGUGCAACGAUAGCUCGAGCUUAUCCUUUUCUCUAUCUCGUGAGGCUCAGCAAUCGUUGCACUCACGCGUGCCAGAUUGCACAAUAAAAUAUUGUUGCCAUCCA